AUGGAGCACAUGAUGGAGAAUGUGUGCAUCUGGAUGGUGGUGCUGGCGAGGACGGAAGGUACCACGGGCUGCCAGAGAACAAGCCGGCGGGCCUCGGAAGAAGUCUCUCGGCUGCUGGGGGCAUUCCACAACCCAAAACAGGUGACCAGAGGGUUUUCUGGUGGUGUUCAGACAGUAACUCUAAUUCCAGGAGAUGGCAUUGGCCCGGAAAUCUCUGCUGCUGUUAUGAAGAUCUUCGACGCUGCCAAGGCGCCUAUUCAGUGGGAGGAGCGGAAUGUCACCGCCAUCCAAGGACCUGGAGGCAAGUGGAUGAUCCCCCCAGAAGCCAAAGAGUCCAUGGAUAAGAACAAGAUGGGCUUGAAAGGCCCGUUAAAGACCCCGAUAGCAGCUGGUCAUCCAUCUAUGAAUCUGUUGCUGCGUAAGACAUUUGACCUUUAUGCCAACGUCCGACCAUGCGUCUCAAUCGAAGGCUACAAAACCCCGUACACCGACGUCAAUAUUGUCACCAUCCGUGAGAACACGGAAGGAGAAUACAGUGGCAUCGAGCACGUGAUUGUCGACGGAGUUGUGCAGAGCAUCAAGCUUAUCACCGAGCAGGCAAGCAAGCGCAUUGCUGAGUUUGCCUUCGAAUACGCCCGGAACAAUCACCGGAGCAACGUCACCGCCGUGCACAAAGCCAACAUCAUGCGAAUGUCAGAUGGACUUUUUCUGCAAAAAUGCAGGGAAGUUGCAGAAAACUGUAAAGAUAUUAAAUUUAAUGAGAUGUACCUUGAUACAGUAUGCUUGAAUAUGGUGCAAGACCCAUCCCAGUUUGAUGUUCUCGUUAUGCCAAACUUGUAUGGAGACAUCCUUAGCGACCUGUGUGCAGGGUUGAUCGGAGGACUUGGAGUGACGCCAAGUGGCAACAUUGGCGCCAAUGGAGUUGCCAUCUUCGAGUCGGUUCAUGGAACUGCCCCGGACAUAGCUGGCAAGGACAUGGCCAACCCCACCGCUCUCCUGCUCAGCGCUGUGAUGAUGCUGCGUCACAUGGGCCUUUUUGACCAAGCGGCAAAGAUCGAGGCUGCAUGCUUUGCUACAAUUAAAGACGGGAAGAGUUUAACGAAAGACCUGGGAGGCAAUUCCAAGUGCUCCGACUUCACAGAGGAGAUCUGCCUCCGCGUCAAGGACUUGGAUUAGCACUCCUGCCCGGCGUUUGCACCAGUCACUCCAGUGGACACUGCAGCAGCCAUGCCUUCGGUUUGCUUGUUUCUCGACAGAGUGCGUGUUUGGAUCUGGCCUCUUAACCAUGACACACCUGUGUAAGAGGUGCAGGCGAUCAAUUCCCUAAGGCCUGCUUUCAAAGGACUUUUUCCAAGUGCUGUUUUUAUUUAUUAUAUGCCUACCUGGUAAAUUUUAAUUCUGCCAUUGUUAACCAUGUUACACUUAAGUUAAAACUGUUUUUUUGUUUUUUCCCCCCCUCUCAGCUGUAAAUAUGAUACAAAAUUAAUAAGAGAAAACAUCUAUCUAACUUUUUACAGGAAAGAUCUGGGUUUUUUGCUUUAUGAAAAAUAUAAUGGAGAUAAAACAGGAUACUGACAUUAUAGCACAAGAUGAUAUUCUUCUAAAAUCAGAAACGAAAAAAAAAACAACAAAAAACAAAAAAAAAAUCAGAAACGGGCACAGGAGAAACUCGUUGGGAAAGUUCACCUCACAAAUGAAACAAAAAGAUUGGUCCUUUACUGUAUGAAUAAAGACUUCAGAUCCAAGAAAUCUAUCACGAGAGAUGUAAUUUUUGUUAAAUAAAAUGUAGGGAGUCUGUUAGGUACAAACUCA
Molecule: messenger RNA, 1812 nt
Organism: Echinops telfairi (small Madagascar hedgehog)
Lineage: Eukaryota; Metazoa; Chordata; Mammalia; Afrosoricida; Tenrecidae
Gene: IDH3A
Product: isocitrate dehydrogenase (NAD(+)) 3 catalytic subunit alpha
Exons: 11
Coding region: 1-1176 (391 amino acids)
Biological process (GO): isocitrate metabolic process; tricarboxylic acid cycle
Cellular component (GO): mitochondrion
Molecular function (GO): isocitrate dehydrogenase (NAD+) activity; magnesium ion binding; NAD binding
Source: RefSeq, a predicted model, not a curated record